AUGAAUCUCAGCAUUGUUGCAGUUGUGCUCAUGAUCUCUGUAUCAUUCAAUCAAGUCCUUGGUACACCCAUGGAAGAUUUGGAAGGUGAAAAGGUAGCAGCAGCAGUUGGAGAUUGUUCUGUCACACAUGGUGGGGAUGAUGUAGGUCCUGGUCGUUCAGAGUGGGAAAAGCAGUAUUACUGUUCCGUUUGUGAUGUAGAUUGUGUCAACGACCCCUGUGGUGUGUGUGGGAAUCCAACCACAAAGAAAUAA
Melampsora larici-populina 98AG31 is the source of this 252-nucleotide messenger RNA. RefSeq lists its product as uncharacterized. NCBI's taxonomy places the organism in Eukaryota, Fungi, Basidiomycota, Pucciniomycetes, Pucciniales, Melampsoraceae. The transcript has a single exon. The record is from RefSeq and is a predicted model, not a curated record. Bases 1 to 252 code for a protein of 83 amino acids.